This is a messenger RNA of Momordica charantia (bitter melon), 2070 nucleotides long. RefSeq lists its product as uncharacterized. NCBI's taxonomy places the organism in Eukaryota, Viridiplantae, Streptophyta, Magnoliopsida, Cucurbitales, Cucurbitaceae. The record is from RefSeq and is a predicted model, not a curated record.
CAGCUACCACAUUCAAAUCCCAUUUGAUUUCGAUCUCUCCGCCAAAUCACGUUAUUUGCUUCUCUCUCUCCUUUUUUGAAACUAUUUUUUUUCGAGCAGGACCUCCAAUGGACUUCCUUUGACUGCUCAAAAUGCCGAGUUUUAGAUUUCAAAAGCUUCCACUGUUUCUUUGAUCUUCUUAGAAAUGGCGUCCUCUGCUUUCAAAUCUACGACCAAACGGACGCCGAUCGGAGCACCGGCGGCUUCUGGUGAUGACUCCACUUCCACCAAUCGGAGCUCGAUUCACCGCCGCUCUCGAAGUCUCAGCCGAUUUUCCCACCCUAUGCCGUCGUCUCCCGUGGACAAGGCCUUCGAUGAGGCCCCGGCGCGGCGAGGUAGGUUUGUCAACACGUCGAGAGGCUCGGGAUUCCCUGAGAUCAGUCUCGAUGACUUAGCCGUCGAAUUCUUCGGUUCUGGUGAUCGAGGGCGCUCUGCUGCGCGGAACUCCGAGUCAAGUGGUGCUACGAAUGUCGCCGCAGCUUCGCAUAGACGAGGGAGGUCGGUAUCGAGACACGGUUGCUCUAAGACUAGCGUCAGUGGUAGCGAUGGCAAAGGAAGACCCAAUUAUAGCGUUGGUGGGGAAAAAGUGGUUCCCGAAACUAAUUCGAGAAGAAGGCGCUCUGUCUCAGUGGUUCGCUACCAGAUUAGCGACUCGGAGAGUGAUCUUGAUCGAUCUCAGAAUUCUGGAACUCGUGUCAAAGAAAAGAGCUUUGGCAUCGGAAAUAAGCAGAAGCCGAUACCCCAUAAGGCUGAUGAUUCAAACCGUAGACCAACAUUGAGAAGGUCUCUUAGCCAGAAUGAUUUUAAGUGCCAUGAUGGUUAUUCAAGCCAGUCCUCAGUUCUAACUGAUGAUGAGGGGAAGGAUGCUUACUUCGGUAAUAACGGAGUAGAGAAGACUAUUCGAACGAUUUAUGCAAGAAAGGUAAAGCAGGCAAAUGGGGAUGUUGUUGACAAUGGCUUGUAUGAAGCAAUGCGGAAAGAACUUAGACAUGCAGUGGAAGAGAUAAGGGUGGAACUCGAGCAGGAAAUGGUGAACAGAAAUUCGUCUGUUGGAACUUUCAGUGAUGACUUGAAUUCAAAUGAUUCUGGUGUUCUUCAGCAGACAUCUCCGUUUACAAGAAAUUAUUCGACAAAACAAGAACAGUCAGAGAAGCGCAGAGAUUCAUUGGCUAAGAUGGUGCUGGAGGAGCAACGUGGUCAACAACUUCCUAAGAUGGUUAAAAAUUUGCCUUCUGACCUGAAGAAUGUUGUUGCAGAGAACUCCCCACGAAUUAGAAAGAGGAGCAAUGACCGGAACAGGAUGUCUAAACGAUUGAGUGAGGAGGCGGAAAAGUACAUCGAGGACUUCAUUUCCAAUGUCGAAGAUACAGAUAUUUCAUCUCUUGAUGGUGACAGAAGCGACACCAGUUCAUCUUUAGGGGGAAAAACGAAACCAAAUUUCAAAGUUCCAGCAGUCAGCAAAUACGUUCCUCCUGGAAUGGAUGGUGUCCUACUUCCAUGGUUGCAAUGGGAAACCAGUAAUGAUGCUUCUUCUUACCCUCGAAAGAAUACGAGCGAACCACCUAUGACUCCACAAACUUUUCCAUGGGAUGUUAAUCAGGAAUCGACGAAUGGACAGGAUCAAAGUAACCAUUCUGGUAGCAGCCAAGGGAGUUGGAGCCCUGGAGUUGGCAUUGGAGUUUGUGGGAAAGUUGUUGAAGAUUUAGGAAGCAGAUUUAAGAAAGCUGGUAAUUAUCAAAAUCAAUCCUAUUUGGAACCAAGAGAUCAAUCUCGGUUUGAUAUAGAGGAAUAUCUGAAGCGUCCAAGCAGUGAAGAUUUUCUUUUAGAAAGAUGGAAGCAGCAACACAGAACCAACUGCAGUGGUCUUUUGCUCUGUAAUCGUGUAUUUUUAUAGUUUUAGUUUUUUUUUUUAUUCUCUUUCUCACAAUUAAACUGUUCUCUCUGUCUCUCUCUUUUUUGAGUCUUGAUGGUUUGUAAAUUAGAAUUCAUUCAGUGUUUGGGUAAAUGAUGAUAAAGGGUUCACCACAAAAA